This is a messenger RNA of Orycteropus afer afer, 732 nucleotides long. It is a transcript of the gene IZUMO1R, whose product is annotated as IZUMO1 receptor, JUNO. The transcript has 4 exons. The coding region runs from base 1 to 732 and encodes 243 amino acids. NCBI's taxonomy places the organism in Eukaryota, Metazoa, Chordata, Mammalia, Tubulidentata, Orycteropodidae. Gene Ontology annotation, molecular function: signaling receptor activity. Gene Ontology annotation, biological process: cell adhesion; sperm-egg recognition; fusion of sperm to egg plasma membrane involved in single fertilization. The record is from RefSeq and is a predicted model, not a curated record. Gene Ontology annotation, cellular component: external side of plasma membrane.
AUGGCAUGGUGGUGGUGGUUCCUGCUGGGGCUGUGGACAGUCACACCUUCCUGGACUGGGAACAAGCUGAUCAAUGUCUGCAUGAACACCAAACACCACAAGAAAGAGCCGGGCCCAGAAGACAAGCUCUAUGAAGAGUGCAUCCCCUGGAAGGACAAUGCCUGCUGCACGGCCAGCACCAGCUGGGAGGCCCAUCUGGAUGAGUCCCUGCUCUAUAACUUCAGCUUGACUCACUGUGGCUUUCUGACCCCCAGCUGUCAGAAGCACUUCAUCCAGGCUUUCUGCUUCUAUGAGUGCUCCCCAAACCUGGGGCCUUGGAUCCAGCAGGUGGACCCACGUGGGCAGGUUGAGCGUAUUAUGGAUGUUCCCUUGUGCUGGGAGGACUGUGAGCAGUGGUGGGCCGACUGUCGCACGUCGUACACAUGCAAAUCCAACUGGCAGGGUGGCUGGGAAUGGAGUCGGGGGAAGAACCGCUGCCCUGAAGGGGCUCACUGUAGCCCCUUCCCCCAUUAUUUCCCCACACCAGCUGACCUGUGUGAGAAGAUUUGGAGCAACUCCUACAAGGCAAGCCCUGAACACCGCGGCAGUGGGCGGUGUAUACAGAAGUGGUUUGAGCCCACUCAGGGCAACCCCAAUGUGGCUGUGGCCCACCUCUUUGCCAGCCCUGCCCCAUCCUGGGAAAUUUCCCAUCCCCUCCUGGUCUUCUCUAUGUUCUUGUCAUUCCAUUCAUGA